AUGAAACUGACGACCUACCAGCGCAUCGAACCUCUAACGGGUAAAGAGCUCACAUGUAAGCGCUGUCCGCCGGGAUAUCGCCUGGUCUCACACUGCACCGCCACCGAGCAGACGCAAUGCGCACUGUGUCCGGAUGGUCUCUACACGGAAUGCUGGAAUUAUGUUAGAAACUGUUUACUAUGUGAUGUCUGCUCGAGCAAUCAGGUCAUCAGGCACCCGUGCACACAUUCUCACAACACAGUCUGCGAGUGUGACAAGGGCUAUUACUGGCACGAGUUCUUUUGCAAGAGACACAGCGUGUGCGCCCAGGGAUACGCCGUUAAAACCAAAGGUACACCUGUCAGAGACACGGAGUGUGAGGUUUGUCCCAGAGGACAGUAUGCCUCAGGGAGGGCAGGCCAGGCAGUGUGUGUGCCACAUACUGACUGUAAGUCCAGUGGUCAGAGACUCCUCCUGAGAGGAACCAGUUGGCAUGACAACAUAUGUGCCACAUGCAGCGAUGUGAGAGCUCAAGGUUGGGUUCCUUUCUUCCGAAACUUUGUACACGAUUUCUUCACCCAGCGGAAAAUGAGUGAAAAUAAGCUCCAGCGAUUUGUGACCAAAUUUCUGAGAGUUGAGGGGCGUAGGGUCCGUGAGAGAAGUUCCCAGCUCACUGUUGACCAGUUGGUUCAGCGGCUGCAGGAGUGGAUGAGCCACGUCGGGGCCCAUCAGGUCCAGGAACUGCCCUCUCUGCUCCAUUCUGCAGGCAUGACGGGCUUGGCCAAUCAGCUGGAAGGGAAGAUGACAAAGAUCAUGGAUGAGGCAAGAGCCUGCAGCACUGCAGCUGUAAACUGA
This is a messenger RNA of Chanos chanos (milkfish), 834 nucleotides long. RefSeq names its product tumor necrosis factor receptor superfamily, member 11b (gene tnfrsf11b). Bases 1 to 834 code for a protein of 277 amino acids. Lineage: Eukaryota; Metazoa; Chordata; Actinopteri; Gonorynchiformes; Chanidae. The record is from RefSeq and is a predicted model, not a curated record. Gene Ontology annotation, molecular function: protein binding. The transcript has 3 exons.